Tetrahymena thermophila SB210 is the source of this 8349-nucleotide messenger RNA. RefSeq names its product transmembrane protein, putative. The transcript is spliced from 24 exons. NCBI's taxonomy places the organism in Eukaryota, Ciliophora, Oligohymenophorea, Hymenostomatida, Tetrahymenidae. The record is from RefSeq and is a predicted model, not a curated record.
AUGAAAAAUAUUUUCAGAGGUAUUUCCAUUCUACUGCUUUUUUUUAAGCUUACAAUAGGAGAUUUUACUGCCAGCUAGUUAUCACAAAUAACAGAAACAGCUUUUAAUUGUAACAUCCAAUACUGUACAGAGUGUCCAAAUAACCCUGGAGGAACAGCUUCAUGCACAAGAUGUUAACUUGGUUAUUUUUUAUAUCAAAUACCAUAAACUUUUGAUCCAGAUUAAGGAUAUACAUCAAUUUAAUACAUUUGCGUACAAUGCCCAAAUUACUCUUAAGCUACACUUUCUUACAUUCCUUGUGGUGAUUGUGUAGAUAAUCCUUCAUUGUGGGCUUAAAGUAGAUAAUGCACAUACUAAUAUACAAUAAAUGCCAAUACGGCAGCUUAAAGAGAUAUGAGUUCUGAAGUUAUUAUGAGAGUUUCUUUAGAUACAAUUUAACUUUUUCUUGUUUCUGUCUAAUAAUAAGGUUCUUCUUAUACAUCCACUGUUUAAGAAUGCUUAGGUUGCCUUUCUUUUUGCGGAAAUAACAUUCUUUAGUAAGGUUGCAAUCAGUAUAUAUCUCCCUCAACGAAUGAUUCAAUCCAAGCUGCAGUGAUUUGUAGAUAGGGUUAUUUUUGGGAUAAAAAUAGCUGUAACAAUAAAUGCAGUGCUGAUCUAACAUGCUAAAAAUGUAAAAAAGUUAACAAUUCACCAAUUUGUAUGGUUUGUAUGGAUGGAUACGCACUUAAUUAAAAUGGAAUUUGUAUCUAAUGUUCAACAGUUAUACCUGAUUGUUAGUAGUGUUACUAUGGAGAUGAUUCAGGUAGAAACUAUUCUCAAGAUCCUUAAAAUUUUGUAGGAUAGCCUUUACCUGCUAAUACAUACCUUCGAUGUUCAAAAUGUGCAAAAACCCAAAGCAAUCAAGCCGGAGGUUCCACUAUUAAAACUAUAUAAAUAAAUGUUUAAAUGAUACCAUCUCUCGAUUUAAAGUCAUGCCUAAGCUGCUCUAACAAUUGCUUAAGGUGCGAUUUUAGCACAACACAAAAUGGAUAAGAAAUUCACUCUUUAAAUCCUAGAAUUAUUCCUACAAAUCAACAAAGUUCUUAUUAAUAGAGGUGUAGAGUAUGUGCAAGUGGUUAUGUUUUAAAUCCUCAUGGAACUUGUGAAGUUUGUAACAUUUAAAAUUGUUAGAAAUGCGUAUAUGGAACAAAUGGAAGUUCUGAAACAUAUUAUACACUUAAUGUAAAUAAUUUCAGUGUGCAAGACUCUCAAAUCCUUCCUUAAAAUAGCUACAACGGAAAUACUGUUUUUUGCGCUGUUUGCAAUAAGGGAUAUAACAGAAAAAGUGAUGGGACAUGUGAUUAAAAUAUUCCUAGUUAAUGUAUAUCAUCAGUCAAAGGAUAGUGCUUAAUUUGUAAUGAUGGUUAUGUCUCAAAUAAUGGUAAUUGUAACACCUACAAUGGUUCAACUUUCUCAAACUGUGGGUAAUAUUACACUGCCACAAGUGGGUAAUAGACUGUUACUUAUUGCUUAAGUUGCGAUUAAUAUGGAGGGCCUAGUACAUCUUCUUAAGGAUAUCCAAACUACAACACAAAUUCAUGUUCAAAUUGUGAUAGUACUGGAGUUUGUUCUUAGUGUACUUAAUGGAAUUGGAGAUUCAACUUGAUUGAUUAUUUAUAAUUUUAGCGUCCAUAUCUUACAAGCAAUUAAUUUAGUUCUUACGAAUAAACACUUCAACUCUAAGAUACUCUAUGGUGUUUAAAUUGUAAUUCACCUAAUUUAUAAGAUCCAUGGACUGGAUAAUGCUAUGGUUGUUUAUCAACUUGUGAUGGUUGUACUCCAAAAUUUGGUUUACCAAACUGUUAUAAGUGUAAUUUAAGCAAUUUAUAAAUUACAAGUGGAUUAUCAGUGAAAAGAUCAUAGACUUUGUCUAAAAUAGGUUGCACUUUGUGUUCAGAUUAUGAAUAAAAUUGCAUUGAAAUAAAAGGUCCUGAAUAAUAGGUAAAAAACCCUUACUACGCAAAUUCAGCUUAGUUUGGAAAUAUAGUUAGAUGGACAAAAGCAAAUUAAUGUAGAACCAUUAGUAGUGAUGUAGGAUCCACUGUGACUUACUAUGCAAAUAGAUAUAUGUUUUUCAAUUCUUAUAAUCAAAAAUGUUAAGUUUGCUAAACAAGUGCAGGAUGCAAGAAAUAAGUUAUUAUUCCUUAUUAUUUUGAUACUACUAUUAACUUAAAUUAAGAUAUAUCUUCGUAUAACCCUCAAACUAAAUUUACAGGAUAUAAUGCUUAUUCUCUACCUUAUCUGUCUUCUCAAGAGAUGGCCCAUUAACAGUUAAAUCUAAGAGAAGCUUUACAAUUUAGUCAAAAUUAUGUAAAGUUUGCUGAAGAGGGAGUCGAAUAAAUAGUGUUCUAAAUUAUAUUUGUAGGUUCCAGUGUUGAUGCCACUUAUUUAUCUAGUGCAGUUUUGGAUUUUAAUUUAUAACUUAUAUCUGAAGCAUUUUCGAUGAUUCCGACUCUAGUCGAUCUGAAAGCGAGUGUUAACACAAUGAUAUCAGGUGAUUUUAGCUCAGUGGGAAAUAAAAAAAUGAAAAUUUACAUUAAAGAUUCACUUAUAUUCACUGCUUUCUCUACAGUAGAAUUCAACAAUGUUGAGUUCUAUCCAAUUUAAAAUAAUGAUAGUAACGCUUUAAAAAAUCCAUUCUUUAUAUAGCUGACAAACGUGUUGAAAACUUCUUCUGUUACUUUUAAUAAUUGUGUAAUUGGAAACACAAAUCCAAUAAACGUCUAAUUAGGAGACUAUACAGACAAAGGUACAAGUUAAUACUUUAGUUUAAUUGCUCCUAACUUGGUUUCACUCAAUUUAAACAAUUUUGUACUCAAACAGAUUUAUUAUCCUCCAAAAAUAAACUUUUAUGAUCCCGGAACAGCAAAUUUAGCAACUACUUUCACUUUAAAUACUGUCUAAUUCACAGGAUUAUCUCUCCAGUAUAUUUCAAUGUUUAGCAUGAAUAACACCAACUCUCAAAUAUCUUUCACCUCAGUUUAAGUAUCAGGUUCUACUUUUGACAACGCAUACUUUAUUUAUGAAUUACAAGGAUUAGGAGAAUCUUUCUUAAGAUUUGAUCUAAGUCAGAUAACAUUUUCUAACUUGAAUAUGGUAGAUUCAUUUUUAAUAUAUGUAAUGAAUGCAGUUAGAUUUAAAGCCUCUUAGUGGGUUUUUUAAGCACCGUUUACAGCAAUUUCAAGUACAAAAAUAACAUCCUUAAUUUGUACUAACCUUAUCUCAAUUUCAGGAGUAACUGUUACUUCCUCUCAAUAAAGUCGUUUCUUCCUGAAUUAAGUUACUAUGUUUUCUACACCUUCAUAUUCUCUACUAGUUUAGAAUUAAUUGUAAAUUAAUCAUAGAUACUCAUCUGUUUCAAUCGAUUCAGCUAAAUGCAACUUAUCAGCAAGCACUAAUUCUCUAGGUGUCUAUUCUUGUUUUUUUGAUUUAAAUACUCCUUACAACCCUAACAGUUUCAUGUUAAAUGUAAUGCUGAGUCAAGUGACUAUUUAAAAUACAUAUACAGAUUCAAACUAGCUUUAAUUACUAUGGAAGCUUAUAAAUAUUAAUACCGUUAAUAGCUUAUAAUUUUUAGCAAUUAAUAUUUUAAGGAAUUAGAAAUUUUAAGGCAUUCACAUUUACAAUCCUGUUACUUUGACUAUUACUAAUUUCAUAUGUGGAGAUCCUGAUAAUACUGUUUACAGUCAAAAUAUUCCAUUCUAGGGUUAACUAAGCUAGUUAGACUAAUCAAAAUUGCAUGGAUAUUGCUUAAAUGCAGUCUUUUGUUAAAGCUCUUUUAGUGCUGAUACAAUUGUAUUAAAAAAUUACUCAGGUCUAGACCAAUCUCCUUUUUAGAUAAUUUGCACAUAAGAUAUCUUAAACGAGUCGAAUAUAGCUACACAAAUACCUAUCACUAUAAAUAAUUUUUCUAUUUCUAACUCUGUUAUUUUCCAAGACUUAUCAUAUUUAUAGGUUUCACCUUUUUAAAUAGUAAACAAGUAUUCUGUUUUUAACAUCUAAAUAAGUAAUGUUGCAGUUAGCAUUUCCUAACUUUCACCUCUAAAUUAACUGGGUUUAACUACUUACUCUUCAAGCACUGUCCUAUUAGUUGAUUCUAUUGAAUCAUAUCUCACUGUAACUAAUUCAAAGAUAUAAGAUACCACGUGCUUAUUUUCAUAGAAUGCUUUUGCUGUAACCGUGAAUUUUUUAACAAUCUAAAAUACUUUAUUUAGAAAUGGAAACAAACAAUAGCAAGGAAAUUUAGUUUCAACCUCAGGAGGUUUCGUAUAUGCAAGAGCUGCCACAAUGAAUUUUAUAGAUGUAAAUUUCCAGACUAGUGUAGCAAACUUUGGAGGAGCAUUAUAUUUGAUAACAAUACCUCCUGGCGUAAUAAAUAUUAAUGGAAAUACACAUUUUUAUUAAACAAUAACAACUACUAACUCUAUAACUGAUGGUUCUGGAGGAGCAAUUUAUAUAGAUUGCACGUAAUCUCCACUAACUUUAGUAAUUGAUGGGGCUACUUUUUAAGAUGUUUAUGCAAGAACAAUUGGAGGACUUCUAUAUCUUAAUUCUGGACCUUUAUCAGCAGAUGUAACUAUAAAGAAUAGCUUAAUUUCAAAUGUUUAUGCUCCUCAGGGAUCUAUUAUUUAUAGUUAACAAAUAAAUAGCAAUUCUAAAGUUACUUUUACAAAUAAUGUAAUAUAAUGGGAUGAUUAGAGCUAAAUUUAUAAUUAUUUAACCAGCACUCUUGUUCCUUCAAAUUCUGUUCCAGAUCCACUUUUGUUCUCUGCACUUAGUCAGCAUUCACAAAUAUGGAUUUCUAAGGGAAAUUUAAUCACUACAAAUAAUAUCUUCUCUGGAUUAAGGUAUUAGUAACUAUUUUAUCUUUACCAACUCACCUCUUGGUAAGAAACUGGUAGUAUAAUAUAAGGAUAUUAUAUGUCUACAUAUCCGUUAAUUUAUACUUACAAAUGCACUGCUAUAUCUUUUACAAAUACAAUGAUCACAAACGUUUCUCCAUAUUCACAUAGCACAGGUAUUGAGUUCUUUACUUAUAUUGAUAAUACUUAGAAUUCUGUUGUACUUCACAACUAAGAUAUAGAUAUUACAUACACAGGAGUUACAUUUUAAUCAAAUAGAUAGUAUACCAAAUAUGGUUUUGCAUAAUUCUAAUAAUGGAGUGGUUUCUUAAAAAUUGCUUAAAGCACUUUCAAUUAUAAUACUGGAUAAAAUGGUGUCUUAUUCCUAUCUUAAAGUAGCACAACUUUGACCUCAAGUAGACUUUUGUAAAAUGAAGGUUAAGAAAACUAAAUUUCAUGCUCUAAUAGUACAAUAGCAGAAGAUACUGAAGCUGAGUUUAUGUAGAGAAUUUUAUCAUCUAAUGCAUAUACAGCUCUUAUUUAGAAUUCUAUUUUCAAUGGAAAUUAUGCAGUUUAAGGUGCUGCAUUAAGUUCUUAUUAUACUACUAUAUAAAUUAGUGGUUCUACAUUUUAGAAUAACUAUGCCACUAGUGUUGGAGGAGCAAUCUACUCUUACUAAUUAUCAACUUCAACAAAUACUAUAACUUUUACUGGGAAUACAUUUACAAACAAUCAAGCAGGAUAAGGAGGAGCUUAUCUAAUCGAAGGAAUAAGUCCCACCUUAAGUUCCAUUACUCCUAACACUUUUACAUCAAAUACUGCUACAUUUUAUGGAAAUGAUAAAGUAUAAUCUCCAGUGUCUAUGAGGUUAAUAUAUAAUGGAAAAGCAUAUAAUUAUGCAUAAGGUUCUACUAAUAUUCCAACUAUAAAAAAUUAUGGCAGUGGUCAAACUCCAGGGGGAAUGGUAAUCUAGCUAAUUGGCUCUGACGGUACUGUUUUAAGAUAAUAAACUAGUACAGUUACAGUUGCUUUAAAUUUUGCUUCAGGAGAUUAUAUAGAUAGCACAGUUUAGCUGGUAGGUACAAAAGUAUUUAGUUAUAAUGAAGGUAUAGCGGGAUAUAAUAUCACUAGCUUAAUAUUUAUUGCUAAGCCUCCUAAUUAAAUAAAAGUUAAAUUUUCUUCUCCAGCUGUAAUAAUACCAAUUUUAGACAGUACUGGAACUAUUACUGGAUACGAUACGAGCUAUGUUUUCCCUCUGGUUAUCAAUAUGAGAAGCUGUACUUAUGGAGAAAUUUAUCAAGCUACUACAGGGUAAUGUUAUGCAUGCCCUAGCACAAAAUAUUCACUAGUUUUAGGAGCUGAACAGUGUUUAUCUUGUCCUAAAAUAGGAGUAGAUAGUUGUCCAGGAUAUAAUAUAAUGAAGAUAUCAGCUGGUUAUUGGAGAAAAAAUACAUCUUCCGAUCUUAUAGAACCUUGCUCAAAUGCUGCCUCUAAUUGUGUUGGAGGUUAAGAAGACUAACUUUGUUAUACUGGUCAUAUUGGUGCUCUGUGUGAAGAAUGUGAUCUUUAUGGAAAGUAUUGGGGAGAAGCAUAUGCUUUAAGUGGAAGCUUUUCUUGUGGUAAGUGCUCACAGGUAUCUGGAAAUGUGUAAAAAGUAGUUUUAAUUAUGAUCUGGACUCUAAUAUCAACUCUUUUAUCUGUUAAAUCAACUAUCUAAUAAGUCUAAUAAUAUAUUUAAACCUAAAUAUUAAUUGUUUCAGGUUUUAUUCUGGGUGGAAAAUCUAGUCACUCUAAAAACCAAGCUGGUGUUUUAAUUAAAAUUUUAACAAGUUAUUUUUAGGUCAUUUCUGUUAUAUUCACGUUUAAUCUCACAACACCAAGUUUCUUUUCUACUGUAAGUACAACAGUUGGUAAUCCAUCACAGUAAAUGAGUGUUUCCAUGGAUUGCUUUUUCUUACAGAUGUCUAAUAUGCCUGUGCUUUAUUUCAGAUUAGUUUGGCAACUGAUUAAUCCUAUGAUAUUUGUUGUAGUUUCGGUAUUAAUUUACAUAGUUGGUGUUAUUUUGAAGAAAGUGAGAAAAAACUCAGGAUAUAUCUGGUGUACUUUCAUUUUCCUUUUUAUUACAUUAUAACCUUCUGUCAUACUUUCGUUUAUCUCUACUGCUUCUUGUAGAACUAUUGCUAAAGUAGAAUACAUUAAGGCAAAUGUAGCAUAUGAAUGUUAUACAAAUGAACAUAUUUAUUAUUUAGUUACUCUAGUUAUUCCUUGGUUACUAAUUUGGGCAAUAGUGAUACCAUUAAUCUUUUUCUAAAAACUGUAUUCUAGCAGAGAUAAAAUAUAUAGCAAUAUAUGGAUAAGAUAUAGAUAUGGUUAUCUAUAUAUGGAAUAUCACCCUAGAGCUUAUUUUUGGGAAUUUGUAAAGAUGUUUGAAAAAAUCACUCUCACUAUUAUUGUUAAUGUUUACGGUGAUGAUACAAAAGUAAAAGGUGUACUCUGUUUUUUAACAGUAGUUGUUUACUUGAUAUUCUCUUACAUUUUUAAGCCUUACAUAGAAAAUGAAUAAAAUCGUUUGGAUUAAAGAGGUAAUGAGGCAGCUGCUAUUAGCAUGAUAAUGGGUGUAUUCAUAUACUAAAAUUCUUAUGAUUACUUAAUUGUAAUAGGCUAUAUUGUCCUUGGAUUUGUUAAUAUAUUGUUUGUUUUAGAUAUUAUAAGAGGUCUACUUAGAGGAUACACUAAAAAAGUUGAUGAUAUAAUCAAUCAGUAAUUUGAAAAGAUAACAAAAAUACUUUCUAAAUAUCCUUUGCUUGCAAAAUUUAUAGCAAAGAAGCAUCAAGCUUAUGUGCCAAUUGAAAGAGUAACUUAUUUAUGGAGAAGGACCAGCAUGUUUGUACACAAGUGGUUUAAGUUAAGAAAAGAAGAUCCUGAUUUGAAAUUGGUAAAUGUUCGUCUAGAUGAAUAGUUAAAACCAAUAAGACCAAUAGAAAAUGAAGAAGAAAAGCCAAUAAACUAAUAGUCAAGUGAUGAGAAAAUAAAAUUCAAAAAUUUAGGAGAUAACUAAUUUGAAGGAAAAGCAACCAAAAUAUAAGAAACGACAACAUACCAAUCAAGUGAAAUAUCUCGCUCACCUCAAUUAAAUGCAGGAUAUCCUGUAUUAAAUCCAAAUAUAGUAAAGAUCAAAUAGCAAUAAACUCAAAAUUCUCCAUAAUUGAUUGGUAAUUUUGAUAGUAUAUAAGAAGAAAUUAUAAAUUUAGAUAACUAAGAAGCUUCAACCUAAUAAGAUAAAUUUCCUUUAAAUAAAAACGCUGCUGAAUUUACACCUAGCAGAAAGAGGAAUGAUGAUUCUCCUUUUGGAAGAAAUUCAGUAGGAUCUUUUAAAGAUAAUCUUAACCUAAAUAGAAGAAAAUAAAAGGUUAUGGUAGAGUUGGGUGAUAAUAAAGACUCUGAAUAAAAAGAUGACUUCGAUUUAUGA